AUGAAUUCAAUCCAUCCUCCUGUGCGAACUUCAUCACCAGUUCCCUACUCGGUCAUCUUCAGCGUGCCGGAGAAUGAGAUCUUGGAGCCGCUGCCAACGCCCGAGCAGAUCGAGGGAUCGACGGAUAUCAUCAAGCAGCGUCACGCAAGCUGCACGGCUCGAGUCGGCCGGGGCUAUGUUGUCAAGUUUGGAUCCCUUGUCGAUCCGGUUGAGGGUGAAAACAUGACUUUCGUGCGCCAGAGCGCACCAGGCGCCCCCGUGCCCAAGGUCUACGCCAUCUACCAGCGCGACGUGACGCCGCGCACAACCAUCACCUACAUCAUCAUGGAUGAUGUCUCUGGUCACCCCCUCGACUCUCUGUGGGAUUCGCUAAACACACCGCAAAAGAUAGACGUCUGCGCCCAGCUGCGCAAUGCCUUCAUCUCGCUGCGCGCGGCACAGGGCCUGGGCUACUUUGGGAGCGUCGAUAGGUCCAAGCCUCGAGACGACAUCUUUUGGGCAGACGUGCCAAUUGGCCGAGAGGGCGGAUCGGUUGAUACCGAGGCCGAGUUCAUCCAAGCCGUGAUUGAUAAGUACACGAUCUAUUGUGGCAACUCUGAACCACGAAAGGUCGACUACUACCGUCGAGUCCUCCCAACUGUCCUUGAGGGGACCAAAGAGUCCGUCUUCACUCACAAUGAUUUUCGACGCAAGAACAUCUUGAUCCGCCAUGACGGCAACAUUGUCAUCCUAGGCUGGGCCUCCGCCGGCUGGUAUCCUUCUUACUGGGACUACACCAAGGCGAUGCACCUCUGCGACUGGCAGGACGACUGGCACGAGUACAUCGGUAGGAUCCUCACAGAGUAUCCCACGCAGCUUCCGUGGAUGAGCACCCUGCGCACCGGGUUGUGGAACAGCAGAAUCGUCAGGUAG
Fusarium keratoplasticum is the source of this 912-nucleotide messenger RNA. Its product is annotated as APH domain-containing protein. The transcript has a single exon. NCBI's taxonomy places the organism in Eukaryota, Fungi, Ascomycota, Sordariomycetes, Hypocreales, Nectriaceae. The coding region runs from base 1 to 912 and encodes 303 amino acids. The record is from RefSeq and is a predicted model, not a curated record.